Paraglomus brasilianum is the source of this 759-nucleotide messenger RNA. The record is from the annotation of a GenBank genome assembly. NCBI's taxonomy places the organism in Eukaryota, Fungi, Glomeromycota, Glomeromycetes, Paraglomerales, Paraglomeraceae.
AUGAAAUCUUCGGUGCAUCUUUAUCUCGCCGAAAUGCCCAUUAUAGAGGAGGAUAGUUAUUCAUGGUGCGAUGAUUAUGUUAGAGAAGACUAUGACCGAGGAGUGCACGUGCUAUCGGUUUUUUUGGUGUUAACAGCUUCUACGCUGGGUACUCUAACUCCUAUCCUCCAAGACCAGAAAAAAAGCGGCAACCUUUCGCUUUUGAUCAACUGUGGCAAGCACUUUGGUACAGGUGUCAUUCUAGCCACUGCAUUCAUCCAUAUGUUGCCAGGCGCAGUUCAAAUGCUUACAUCUCCCUGCUUGCCCAAAGCAUUUCAUAGUUACUAUACAGCAUUUGCUGGAAUAACCCUCGGGGUAACUGGUGAUGUUAAAUUCGCUGGAUUGCUAUGUGCUUUGUUACUACAUCAGUUCUUUGAAGGUUUUGCGCUUGGGGCACGCAUUUCUGAAUUGGAUAUUUCAAGGCUGAAGAAAUUAUACAUGUCCCUCGCUUUCAUAUUGACUACGCCGUCGGGUAUAAUAAUCGGAAUUGCGCUGGCAUCGUCAUACAACCCCAACAGCGUGGUUGCAUUGGUGGUGCAGGGUACUUUAGAUAGUGUAUCUGCAGGCAUCUUGAUAUAUGCAGCGUAUGCUAAUCUCUUAGCCAUAGAGAUAACAGGCAAUACAUCGUUCCGAAAACUGCCAGGACGGACAAAGGUGUACUAUUUCCUGUCGAUCUAUGUGGGAGCGGCGAUUAUGGCGUCACUUGGCCGUUGGGCGUGA